This is a messenger RNA of Microthlaspi erraticum, 696 nucleotides long. Lineage: Eukaryota; Viridiplantae; Streptophyta; Magnoliopsida; Brassicales; Brassicaceae. The record is from the annotation of a GenBank genome assembly.
AUGAAUGUUUUUCUUUUAGCCUUUUGCGUCGCUGCUUCCGUUUCGAAAACCUUUGCAUCGGCGGUCAAUUCCGAUAGCGUAUGGGAGAAGUUUCUUCCGCCGGAGUAUUCAUCUCUGAUUCAUUCAUCAAAGAAGGUUUUUUAUUCCGCUGUAUGCAACGACUAUGUUCUAAUCGAAGAUGGCAAAAUGAGUCUGUGUAUAGAUAAAGCGACUGGGAAGAGAAGUAUAAUGUUAUCUGGAAAGGAACUCGAACUCUCAUGGGGACAUAAUCCUCGCUUUUGGCAAUUCAUCUCAAUCCCUGAUUCUAGGUUCGAAAAAGUACCAAAACUUGUCUUUGGAUGUCCAUUCAAGAUCGACGGGGUGAUAGAAGCUAGAUUCCUAUCUCCUGGAACUCGUUACUCGGCUUACGUAGUAUACAAGGCAAAAGAUAAAAUUCCUGACUUCCGAGAAGACAUUGGAGUUGGAGUGAUUGACUAUGGUCCUCAAGGCGAAAAUCAGGUAAGAACACAACUAACGAAACUAGAGAAGAGGGAAGAUGGGUGGAUGGAGGUCAAGUUUGGUGAAUUCUUGAACGAAAGAGGAUUAAUGGAUUCUGAUGAAAUUUAUUUCCGUAUUAGAGAAAUUAAGUACACCUACUGGAAACCUGGCUUCAUCAUUGAAGGUAUUGAAUUCCGGCCAGUGAAAAGGCUUUAUUAA